Messenger RNA from Glossina fuscipes, 1330 nucleotides. RefSeq lists its product as uncharacterized. The transcript is spliced from 4 exons. The coding region runs from base 246 to 1232 and encodes 328 amino acids. The record is from RefSeq and is a predicted model, not a curated record. Lineage: Eukaryota; Metazoa; Arthropoda; Insecta; Diptera; Glossinidae.
UUAUUUUUACGGUUGGGAGAGACGUCUAGGAAGGGGAAACGACGAUUUCAUCUACUUGCUCUCCUCAUAAUUAAUUUCACUAUUGUGAACGAUUACUCACCUAUGCACGCGAACAUCUUCACCUUGGUCUCAUCACAGUGAAUGACCGUUGUUUGUGAAAUUGUUUGUCAUUUGCUUGUGUUCGCAAGAAUUUCAUUUCACUUCCCUUUACGACAGCACGAAAAACACGAUAACAACAAAUCAUCAUGAAUUCUGUGAAUAAAACGCAACCACAUAAAGUUUAUAAUGCAAUUAAUAAAGUGCAAAGUGAAAUAUUGUACAAUUUCAUGUCACAAAAUCCUGAUAUAGCGAAGGGGUUUCAUUACGCUUUCACAAAAGAGCGAUACGUGAAAUGCUGGCGUAAUUUAGAAAAAGCACUUAAUAAAAGUGGACCGCCUAGAAAAAGUAUGUGCGAGUGGAAAAAGGUAUGGUCAGAUCAAAGGCGAUAUGUUACAAAGAAAGCGAAAAAUAAGGGUUUAGCCGCUCUGUCGCCUUUAGAAGACAUUAUUUUUACAAUGCUUCAGAAUUUUAACAAAUACCUAGAUCAGGGAAGUGAAGAACCGAUCACAAACAAAAAACAAUCGACGGCGAUCGUUAAGGAUUGUGAUAAGAGGCAAGCAGAAUUGCCUCUAUUGAGAGCUAUAGAAGCUCCACCGAAACGUAUUAAACUCGAAGUGGAGGAAAACAAUACCGUCGAAUAUGGUAAUAAUUUAUAUAACAUAACAGUACUUAAUGAGGCUGAGAUGUCCGACGAUGAGCCAGAUGAAUUCGAUCAAGAACAAGUUAUUGUAAAGCAUCCACCACCUGAAUUGGACAUGGAAAGUGAUGCGGCGGACAAUUGCGAGGAAAGUUCACGUGAAGUUCUACCCAACUCCUUAUCUCCGGAAAUUGAAGAUCAGUCCGAUUUAAAUGAUUUGCAACAGCAGUCCACUACUAAUUCUAAGGAAUUACCGCCAAGUGCAGCGUAUCGUGAAACUUCCUCCUCCCGUGGACGUACAAGCAAUCCUUAUGAAAAAAUUUAUAAUUGUUUAGAAAGAUUAUGUGACCUUAAAACAGAAGAAUUGGUAGAACUUAAGCGGCAUAAUAGGGAAAUGGAGAAAUUUCGUAAAAUAGAACUCAAAUGCACGUUGCAAGCCAAUCCAACUAUUCAAGAAUAUAGAACGAAAAAAUCACACCUUAAUCAUAGAAAGUAAAAUUGCAGUUUUAUAAGGUUUUUUAAAUAAAAUAUUAAAAAUAGACGAAUCAAUUUAACGGCAAUCCUCGAAAAUAUAAAAAAAAUAAGGUGAAUCCA